AUGGCCACCUCCUCGCUGGUCGAUUCCCUUCCGAACGGAUGGACGCAUGCUGAACUGGCAGAGCUUGAGGAGACGCUGGCCACAGAGACUGGAGCCGAUCCAGGUGCAUUGACCUCAGACUCCAGACCCUGGCGUUGUUUGAGAUGUCAUUCAAGUCAUUGGGCCCCGCUGGGUACCGACACCUACACGCAGUCCGAGGAUCAGCGAGCCACUGACCCGGCACGGGAGGCAGGUGUUCCUUUGCCGGCCAUGCUGCCGAUCGAAGCUCGAGGCAAGGGAGUUGGCAAGAGUUCAGACGACUCGGAGCUCCUCAAGGUGAUGAAGCAGUUGCUUGAGGAGCGCAAGAACGACAAGUCCUCGCAGAGCAGUUGGGACACCCGUAAGGGACCGUCGCCUGGCAUAAAGUGGAAGGGUGGAACACCACCAAAUCCACCCAAGUGGAACUACAGUUCCUCGGACCUCCGUGCCUUCUCCAAGUUCGAGCGCGAGGCCGAGGCAGAAAGUGAACACAUGGAGCUGUCGAGGGUGAAUGACAAGAACGGCGUGGACUACAUUCUUUCGUGCUUGAAGGGGCCGCUUGAGCAGAAAGUUUUGUAUCAGAAGCGUGCAUUGCUUGCAAACUAUGAAGUUGUUGCCCGCACUGCAAACGAAACGAUUCGUCAGUACAUCAAUCGAUACAAGCGGAUCGAACGUGAUUUGCAAGCAGUUGGCAUACAGACAGGCAAAGGAGGGUAUCCACCUCGCAAGGUCUUCCAGGCCGAGCACGAAACCGCGCAUGAAGCUGAAAACGAAGACGAGCUCGCCAUGGCCGACAUGGCCGCUGAGGACGAAGAGUUCUUCGAGCCCGAGGAAAACCCCGAUGCCUCACCACCAGUCGACCCUGAUCCGGACCAAGAAGAUGACGAUGAUUUGGGUGCAUCGCUAAGCGAAUUGGCAUCCGUGCUUACAGCCCUGGCAAAGGAGGAAAAGGCAAGAGCAAGACUGCAACUGGGGGGACCCAAUCCUCGACUUCCUCUCGUGGUGACCUAUGGGGAUGAACAACCACAAGAUCCACAAGAUCCCUUCUACACCUUCCCGGCCAACCUCAUGGUAGAUGUUCCGGAUGCCCCCUUCGUUUAUGUCACCGAGACCAUUGACCUAGCUGGCUACAUGGUGUUGGACACGGCAUGCUCCAUGAGACCCAUGUUCCACGACCUGACGAUGAACGACUACCAGGGAUCGGGGUACACUCGAGAGGAGUUCGAGAACAUCAUGGAAUGCUACGAGGAAAGGGAGCCGACCUCAGACAAUCCGGAUCAGUACCACUCCGAUCUGGAGACGCCCAUCGACUAUGCAACCGGAUGGGACCUUCAGAAGACCGCCCACCUGGAUCAACUCAAGCCCUUGAUCCUCAUUCAGGGGAUCGAUUGCCGCGACUGGUGCAUCCUUCAGGACAACACCAAUUAUGUCAGGAGGAAGAUUCUUUUGCUCAUGCGUCGGGCCAAGGCACGCAGACUGUUGAAGAAGGUCUGCCAAUGGUGCCGCAAGCAAGUGGAUGAAGGACGCAUGUUCCUGCUGGAAAAUCCCACUACCAGCCGGAUCUGGUUCGAGCCCGUCAUGACCAGCCUGCUUAACCUUCCCGGUGUGACCACCAUAACCUGUCAUGCCGGAUCAUAUGGAGCCCAGGACUCGGAGGGCAACAUGAUCAGGAAGGGGCACAGGUUCAUGGGCAACUGCCCUCAUGUACUGGCACGUCUGAGCCGCAAGCUCACACCAGACCAGCAGAAGCAAUGUGUGCCACUCCAAGGCAAGGAAACCACCUUGUCACAGCACUACCCACCAGAGAUGGUCGCCGAGAUCCUCAGGGGUGUGCGAGAAGAGGUACACCACCGACAUCCAGAUCGACAACGCCAGCCCCGUACCUUUUUCACCACGUUCAUGGUCACAGCAGUUGACCAAUGGGCAGAAGCACUCCAGAUGGCUGACAGCACGUUCCAAGUCACUCGAUACAAGUCCUUCACGCUGCCUACUUCAGAUCCCCUCUUCCUCAAGGCCUUGGAGCUUUCUCAAUGGAAGCACAUGGAGAGGGUUCAGAUUCCUGGCGGUUUCCCUGGCACGUGCCUCACACACAGGGCAGCCGUGCUCAGAUACACCGAUGGCCAGGUGGAUGUCAUUGAAGAAGAUCUUCAAGAACUACGUCACCCAAAGGCACGGUUCAAGAAGCCAGUGGACGUUGGCAUUUUCAUGUUUGGACAAGCCCGGCAGGCAGAACCACACGCAUCACAUCCUCCAGAGGCCAAACGCCUCCGACCAGACCAGGACGACACAGCCACGACACAGGCAUCAGACCGGCCAGAUGACAACCCAAGAAGCAUUAUGCCAAAUCCCUCGGAGGACAUCACCUUCCCUGAUACUCUCAAGAUCAGUGCGGAGAUCAAGAACAGCCUCCGUCGGAUGCACAAGAACCUUGCACAUCCCAGACCAGCAGAACUCAAACGACUGCUGGACGGCAUUUCCGACCAGCGGAUCCACACAGCCGUUGAGUCGAUGUCGUGCGAUACAUGCAAUCGCACCAAAGGGCCAUCCAGGCCUGCUCCAAGUGGCGUGAUGGCCGAUGAUGGAGCUUCCCAAUUUGCCGACAGAGUCCAGAUGGACAUCUUCUACGUCAGAGACCUGACAGGAGCAAACCAUAUGAUCCUUGGGGUCAUUUGUGAAGUCACUCACCUUCACUUGGGCUUCCUCCUCCAGAACCGCUCGCCGGAGGAGAUCACCCGCUGCUUCACCUUAGGUUGGGCCAGGGCAUUUGGCUUUCCACUCCGGAUCAGAACAGAUCCAGAUGGCUCGAUCCGAGCCGCCUUUGAAGCAGCUAUGGAUGAAGCCGGUGUCUACAUGGACUAUGUUCCGGCAGAAGCACACAACAAGAUAGGCCUCAUUGAGCGCCACAAUGCAACAUACAGAUCACUCAUGGAACGAGUGAUAGAACAGCAAGCAGUUGUCGGCAGCAACCAGAUGGAGCUCACAACAGCUGCAGCAGCACACGCCAAGAACUCCUGCACAUGGUCGGCGGGACGUCCGCCAUACGUGGCCGCUUUCGGCCGCAUUCCACGACAAGGCAUGGAGCUCUUGAGCGACCCACACGGCCUUGUGACAGGCCAAACAAGAGCACAAGCACAACAGCUCGCAGACACUUUGCGGGUCGAGGCACAGCAACAGAUAGCUGCCAUGUCAGUUGACAGCACUUUCCGGCGGGCACUCCUCCGGAACACAGCACCGACAGAGCAAGACAUCCCAGAAGUUGGCAGCAUCGUCGCCUACUGGCGUUGGACCGCCAUGCGGCAAGAAACGCGGGUACAAAUUCGCAAGGCCCUCAGACAAGCAUCACAUAACUUGGACGACAACAACAUCCAGGAUGACACAGUUCCAGCACCACCGGAACAACUGGAUGAUCCAGACCAACCACUCGAGAACGAUGACCACGAGCUCAUCCCCGAGGUUUCCGAACCGGCAUUACCUCUUCUAGUACCUCAGGCCUCAAGGGCCAACCAACAGGCACACCACACAGAAGAGGCAGUACAGACAGAUCCCUACCUGCAACAGCAGAGCGGUGCACCACAAGUUGAGUACCAUCUCAACGUGCACUCACCGACAUACAAGCAGACCAUCAUACAUCAUACACCCACAAGCACAGCCGAGUACACCAUUCGGCAUGACACCAGAGCAAUGGAUGCAGCCGGCAGUGAAUGUCCACAGGCAAGUGAAGCAGAGGUCAUCGAUGUUGACGGCCUAUCAGACAAGACACCACCGCUGCAGAAAGACCAUUUGGCUCACGUAGUGCCGUCCACACCACCGGACUUAGCACUGGAUACACGGCAGACCUCUAAGAGGAGCAGCACCGAGAUGGAGCAGCCGAUACCAGAGCAAGCACCAAGAGCCUCAGCAGACUUUGCAGCACUGCUUACAAAACACAUUCGGCAGCAGCGGAUUGGCAACAACACCUACAUCCUUCAUGGAUACCAGAACAUAGCAAAGGUCGUCUGGGACACUCCGUACGACAGCGAUCAAGAUGGUCGCACAAUACUCCCAGAGCGCACAAACCUGAUCACAGAGCUAUGGCAUGAACCUUAUGCAGCACAUCUCUCCUCACUGGAAACAACUCCAGACGGCAUCCAGUUCAGAGACCACUACCAGGAUGGCAGUGAACAUGUGAAGAUGCCAUAUGCUUGCCACUAUGCCUUUCAGGCAUACCGGGCAGUCCCAGGCUACACUGGCACCGGUGAGUCUAGCGACUCUGAAGCCUCAGCCGAUGACAUGACGGCUGGACACCAGGGCACCACCAAGACCCUGACACGCCAGGAACAAAAGGCCCUGGACAAGGAAGUCCCUUGGCAAGCCAUACUGGAGAUGAACCAAGAAGACAUCGACAAGUAUGUCGACUCGGCAAAGGCUGAAGAGACCUCCUGGCAACAGUUCAAUAGCGUGAUCCCUCUCACGACCCAGGAGGCAUCUCAGGUCUUCAAAGACCCAAUCCUCAAGAAGAGGAUUCUGCGGUCAAGAGCCGCGUACAGAGACAAGGCAAAGGGACAAGGCCCGCUCAAGGCCAAGACACGGGUCGUCGCCUUGGGUCAUCUCGACCCUGACUUGAAGGAGCUUUGCCGCGAGAGCGCUACACCAACGCGCCAAAGUGAGUACGUGUUGUAUGCGAUCUUCAUCGCAGGCACAUUUCGUUCACCGCUCUACAAGAUUGUUGGAAACAUCUAUGGCCUUGCAAGCGCCCCCAGGACAUGGUCGUUGCAUGUUGUCAAGGAGCUCACCACAAAGGCCGGAUUCCGCCAGCACUCGCUGGACACGAUGUUGUUUUAUUUGUGGGAGCGCCUGCCUGGAGAUGAGCAUGAGUCGUUGGCAGCAGUUUUGGUUGCAUAUGUUGACGACUUCCUCCUCACCCACAACGAGCGUUGGGACAGGUCCAAGCUCACCCGACUUUUCCAGUGGGGAAGUCAAGACGCCCUCACGGAACAACAGAGCUUGGUGUUCAAAGGAAAAGAGGUCAGCCUGAAACGCCAAGGUGAGGUUUGCUACUUGGCCCUGACCCAGUCCAAGUUCAUCGCUGGCAUGAAAGUUGGCAAUGUCGCAUGCAAGAAGCGACUGGAUCAGGUGAUCCAACCGGAAGACAUGCCGGAGUUUCGCUCCGUCGCAGGAUGUCUGCAAUGGCUUGCAGGUCAAUGUCGACCAGAGGUGGCAUCAACAGUUUCGUUGCGCAGCCGCGGAACAAAGUCCACCUACAAGGACUUGCAAUGCCUGUAUGAUGCAGUACAGAGCACCCUUUCGGCAGAAGCAAGUGCAUGUGACACUGGAAUUGAUCGAGCCGCCUUUCUUUCAUUCCUGCUGUCAGAGAUGAUUUUCUGCUGCCCUUCGUUCAAGCUGACCCGGACACUUCGCAUCAUCGGUGCCACGGACUGCAGAUCGUUGUACGACGUUUUGGUCAGCGAGAAUCCUCGCACGGAGGACAAAAGGACCAUAGUGGUCAUCAGAGCCAUCCAGCAAUAUCUGCAAAGGCCUGACGUUCACUGGGUUCCGACCCGCCUCCAAUGGGCAGACAGCUUGACAAAGUUGAGUGACAAGCUGGUCACCACUUUCAUGCAGUGGCUUGAAAAGCCAUGGAUUCAGCUCAGGGAGACGGUCGCCAGACCACAUCAAGCUCAACAGAAUAUCAUGAGUGUGAAUUUUGAGCAUGACAUGCCACAGGAUCGUACGCGUAUGAGCUGA
This is a messenger RNA of Durusdinium trenchii, 5742 nucleotides long. NCBI's taxonomy places the organism in Eukaryota, Dinophyceae, Suessiales, Symbiodiniaceae. The record is from the annotation of a GenBank genome assembly.